Messenger RNA from Folsomia candida, 1472 nucleotides. RefSeq lists its product as uncharacterized. The coding region runs from base 133 to 1167 and encodes 344 amino acids. Lineage: Eukaryota; Metazoa; Arthropoda; Collembola; Entomobryomorpha; Isotomidae. The transcript has 7 exons. The record is from RefSeq and is a predicted model, not a curated record.
UGUUCAAACCAAAUUCGAGUGAGUGUUUGUUUAACCUCGAUAAAUUUCUAUAAAAUCUUGAGCAAAAGUCUUGCAAGACAAACUAGAAGGAAACGGAAACACUAUACGUGUCUAGAUAAAAAACAUUCGAAAAUGGCAUCAUUAUAUCGCCCUCGCCCCAAGUGUAAAAAGAUUGCAAGUAGCAGUGGCAAUGCUAACACAGAUCGACGACACUGUUACAUGUGCAAGAUGCCAUUUGUCCCAGAUAUUCCAUUGUCAGAAGAAGAAAUCAAAACAUACGUUGUGGAUGAUGACCUUCCAACUCCGUUGCACCUGCUCAUCCCUCUGGCUCAACAAGGUCUCAAGGAAAUGUGCACCUAUUAUCACAUAGACCAGGACACUGUUCUCAACAAGCAGUCUCUCGACGAUAAGACGGGCACCUUUGUGAAGGACUUUUUACCAGUCAAUGACGCAUUUUGCCUGCUUUGUGUCCGACAUUUGGCUCAUGUCGGGCGAAUGAAGGAAGACAUAGAAUGUCUGACAAAAGCCAAGCUUCAAAAGUUGGAAGCUUUGGGCGAACUGAUGACUGUGAUGAAGGAAAAACACCGAUAUUUUGACUCUCCCCCAAAAAAGAAGAAGAAAUUGGCCUUAGAGAGAAAGAAAGAUAAGGAUUACGACAGUGACCAAGACAGUAUGGCAGGGGAGGACACGCCUUGGGCUGAAUUGAGAAAAGGAGUAGUCAAAAAUUAUAUUGAAACGUAUGGAAAUCCGAUCGUGAAAGUACCAGAGCCAUACGUACACGAGUACGUCGACUUGAUCAGCAGCGACAGCAGUGACAGCAGCAGCAGUGACGACGAUGAGCCGGUUCAAAGUGUUGACAAUGCGGAAGCAGACGAAACAGACAAGUCUUCAGACGAAGCUGCUAAGGAAAAUCGUUCCUCUGGGUAUCAAAGUGAUCCAGAUGACGACCUUUCCUGUCAAUUUCUAGAUUUUGAAAGUAUUAAACCCACCCAUUUACAAAAGGCACAACAAUUACGGCACCACUUUACCGAAACUGAUGGUCAUCUCAUCUGCUCCAAGUGUGGAGCUUGGGUCACUCGAAAUAAGGUUCCCGUUGGAGAGAAUGCAGAAACUAAAAUUUUGAUGCAUAUUUUCGACAAACAUUUCCCAGAGUUUCACAAUCUUUAAAUUACAACAGCCAGGAUCAUAUUUGCCUUAUCAAGAAAAUUGUAUGCUAGAUACAUAAAACGUUGUACAAAUGAAAAUUAGACCUCAAUCAAAUUUCUAUCUCCACUUGUAAACUACGUAGAACUAUUGGAAGAAAAAUUGUAUAUUUUCUGCUGCAUCUGCAUGGCUAAUUAAUAAUUAUGAUACUCUGCUUUGUAAUUGUUAUACAAGUUUUGUGACACUAUAACUCUAAUCCUAAGCUUUAUCAGUCCAUUUAAUAGCUAGUCGUUUGCAGUGGAAACAAAAUAUUUAGACUGAUUUUCAAA